This is a messenger RNA of Anthonomus grandis grandis, 7009 nucleotides long. RefSeq names its product ankyrin repeat and BTB/POZ domain-containing protein 2. The coding region runs from base 462 to 4346 and encodes 1294 amino acids. Gene Ontology annotation, molecular function: protein heterodimerization activity. The record is from RefSeq and is a predicted model, not a curated record. NCBI's taxonomy places the organism in Eukaryota, Metazoa, Arthropoda, Insecta, Coleoptera, Curculionidae. The transcript is spliced from 20 exons.
AGUUAAUGUUUACAACAGGGCAAGAGUGACCGUAGUAGUACCCACUUUGAUGGUAAAUUUUGCCAAAACAACACUUUUUCCACGUGUUAAAUCAUCCCUUAAGAGUGUAUCGUCACCACUCAGUGAUUAAUCGAACCUAAUCAACGCAAAAUCUGGGUUAGGGCCCGCGGUUUUUACGUUAUAAUCCGUGUGUGAUGGUAGUAUUUUGGAAUUUUGGUACCGUUUUAAGAUGACAGAUAUGUGAGAUGGGAUCAGGUGCUUCUUAAGUCAUAAAGUGGUAAUAAAAUGAGCGGUUUCAGAAAAUUUAUCUGUGCUACCUUAUGAUUGUAUCGGGCUGAUACUUUAUUGAGGCAUUUAUAGUGAGAAUGAUAGAAAAACAGAUGACGUAUCUCCCUUUCAUCCCCGAAGUACCUACAAACUAAUUAAAAAAUGACUCUAUUAUCCGGCUGAACCUAAGAAGAAUGUCCCAGCAAGGAGACUCUGCAACCCCCAAAAGUUGGGAGGGACUGAGCCCCUUGAAAAGAGGCAACUCCACCGGCUCCCUCGAGGAACAGUGGACUGGAGUUGACCAUUUAAGUGGACCGUUAAAUCCGCUUUGCAUCACUGAUGCUAACCAUGAGAUUUUAAGACCUAAACCAAGAAGACUAUCCACGACUAACUCCAGACCAGAUCACACCCCAACUUUUCAGCAAAACGUCGAAAGCAACAAUGAAAUCAACAGAAACUCUUUGAAAAAAGACACUUCCAGAGGAAUUACCAGUACCAACGUCAGUAAUACUGAUAAACCAACAUUUGCUUCGCAAAGUAGUGAAGGUCAUGAAGUUGCCUCAGAGAGAAUGGUUUCUCCCAAACGAAAAGUCGAACCAUUUCAACACUUAUACGUGGCCAACAACGUCAAGACGUCCACUUUCAGUGAACAAAUUGAAAAGAACAACAUCUCCAGUACAAAGAACAAUUUAAACAACAGCGCAGACUAUAACUGUUCACAUUCUUCCAUCAACAUGGUUCCCGAGAGAGAUACGGGUCCGAAUAAAGGACCAGUAAAUACAUUUGGAAAUCAGCUCAGAAUGGCUCAGAACCAGCUGGUGUCGAAAUAUGGUGGGGAUCUCACCUCGGGAGACGAACAUAGGGUGGUCACAAACAGAAAACAUUAUCAUGUUAGUGUGCAGGAACUUAGGAUGCAGCAAUGCAACAAUAGUUCUUCAGAUGAGAACAGAUCGUCCGGACAUGCCAGUAUGUCUGAUACUGGAAACAGUUCGCCACGAGAAGCUGCCAGUAAUGGAAGCGAGAGAUUGAACGCUGGAGUGGUGAUGCAAAAACCCAUAAGGAAUAAAAUUGCGGCUCAGCAUAAUCGGUCUAGGCAUAGAGCUACACCAGCCAGGCUCCACGUUCCUUGGUCCGGUUCAGGCGGUUUAGAAGACAUAAAACUGGCCCUGCAACAGCUGACGUUGAGAUCGCACACUUCUACCAGUACUUAUUCAAGCGUAAGUGCUGGAUCAGAAAGUUCAGAGCCGGCGAUCAGAAGAUUGAUGAGACAUUCGUCUUUAGAAACUAUUAACACCAAUAUUACCAGCGCUGAUGAGUUUGUUUGGGUCGACUCUCAUAACAGACUCGUAGAGCUUCAACAUCUCCCAUGGACUAACCAUUGUAUCCUAAGAGUCUUACAACAAGGAAGAUGUAAGGAGCAUAUGACUAGAGUGAGCGUCGAAACAAUACCAAGACUGUCUUACCUUUUGCAGAGAGCAUUGGUGAGAAUGGGAAGAGAGACUCAAAGGCUGUCAUCUACUCUAGGGAUCUGUACUAAGCAUGAUAUCACUGUUUCUUUUCGGAUAGUCUUGUGUCCACCCUUGGCUGAUUCUUGUAUUAAGGCAUGCCUUAGGGCAGCAGCAAUGUUGGCAGUAUCAGGAGAUUGUACUUUAAAGCAGAGCAAGUCUUCCAGAGCCGGUCUGCAGAUGCAAGUUGGCAGAUUCCAUCGGUGGAUGAGUGACGUGAAUUUAUCCAGAUUUAUUCAUGAGUAUGCAGCAGUGUAUCUGUGUGCAGGAAUUGAAAACUUACUGGAAGAAAUAUUACUACAAUGUCUUCCAAGUGAUUCGGAUGUUAAUUUGACUGCUACGCUCCUAGAGCAUGCCAUAGCUAACAAUGGAGAUCUAUGGGGGCUUUUGCAGCCUUAUGCUCAUUUAAAUGCCGGAAGGAUUGCCUCUGGUGCUUUAGCUUUACCGCGUUGGGCCUCAGUCUCUUCUGUAGGCAGCUCAGGACGAGGUUCCGGCCGAUCCUCCAGUCUCCCUGAACCCUCACUAAUGACCACCUGUGUGGGUUCCCUUCAAGAGCUACAGGACUUAAUUGGCAGGAUGAAGCCCAGAAUACCUUUGUGCCCUAAAGCCAUUAGAACGCUCUUUUACUUUAUGAGGUGUUCGCAGUUGGAGCAUGGAGACCAGAGCAACGGACAUGCUGUCCAGGAGUUGUGCUACGAGCGAGCCUACGUAGUUCUUCCGCCGCUCGUAGAAUGGCUACGAGUGGCUACUGCGCAUGGGGAGCACCGGUUUGCGGCCAUAUUGGAUAAAGAUGAUAUUAUGCAAGCGGCCAGGUUACUGUUGCCAGGAGUGGAUUGUCCUGUACGGGCUCUAGGUGAGGAGGCGGUGAGGGUGAGGAAGAAUACUGGCAGUGAGGAGGAUCAUAUUGAAGCUACGAAGCAAAUUCAGGUCGAAUUGGCCUUUCGGCUAAUGCUCACCGGACGUCCCGAAUUAAUCCAGCAGGCCCAUCAUUUACUACCACCCGCAACCCGUUUGGACACAUUAAACCCUCAGGGACAUACUGCUCUAAUGUUAGCAGUUAUUCAUAACGACGAUGCAACAUUAACGACCCUUCUGGACGCAGGCGCAUCACUAGACAUUGAAACGCCGCCACCCUCCCCACCCAAUUUCCAGGCGGUCAACGGUGAGAAUCAGCACUGGACCGCCCUGACGUAUGCGGCUGCAAAAGGUCACGUAAGGUGUGCCAGGAUAUUAUUGGAGAGGGGGGCGAAUGUGGAGGGCGGAGCCCUGGCUAGUGAAGAAAAGAUCACUUUGACACCGUUGCAGGUAGCAUGUGCUAGUGGCAACGUAGACAUCGUAUCACUCCUCUGCGCACACGGCGCCCAACCCUUCUUCUCUACUCAAAUCAAAGACUCGCUCAGCUACUCAGCUUCGACUCAGCGCGGUUGCUACAGCGCCAUUUCCGUAGCUGCUGCGCAUGGGCAUCGAGUGGUGCUACAAAAGCUACUUGCGCAGCCAUUGGCGCCUGUUAAUAAAGAGGUUUUGAGUCUAGAAGAGAUGCUUGCAGAAGGGGCUCCGAAAUCUACGACCUCUUCAACGGCUACACCUCAAUUUACCAAAGCACAAAUUAAAGCGUUGCAAGAGGCGAUGUACCAUAGUGCGGAGAAUAAUCAUUUGGAUAUUACGGUGGAGAUUAGAACUCUUGGGAUUCCGUGGACGUUGCACUGCUGGAUGCACUCGUUAGGUGCUGCGCAUGAAGCGAGACUGGACUGCGUAAUAGAUCAGCUGUUACAAGACUUUUUGCAAGUUUGUCCCGAUGAUUACGGAACGCAGUUUGUGCAAGAAUGUUUGCCGUUAUUGUUUAAUAUUUUUCGAUAUAGUAAGAAAGAAGGAACCACCCUUCUUCUUGCCGACAUUUUUUCCACCUGCUUCGGCUGGGAACCGAUCAAACCGAUCAAGGAAUGCGUUCCUACCACCUCUACCGGAUCCAGAAUAGAUACCAAAUAUGUCAACAAUCCAGAGUUAAGUGACGUCACGUUUCGAGUGGAGGGGAGGCUGUUCUACGCUCACAAAAUCGUGCUGGUCACUGCGAGCCCUCGAUUGAGGGCAAUGCUUAGUAGCAAAUUAUGUGAGGGCGGAUUGCCUACUGUCCAGAUUAACGAUAUCAGAUAUCAUAUAUUUCAGAUCGUAAUGCAGUUUCUCUACCAAGGCGGCUGUCAAACUCUGGAACCAGCUUCCGAAGACAUCCUUGAGCUCAUGGCAGCAGCGAACUUUUUCCAACUAGACGGUCUGCUCAGAUAUUGUGAGUGUAGAUGUGCUGCCAUGGUGGCCCUGGACAACGUCGUGUCAAUGUAUAUACACGCCAAAGUCUACAACGCCAUGCAACUCCUGGAGUACUGCCAGGGAUUUUUGUUACAGAAUAUGGUCGCACUAUUAACGUAUGACGAUAGCGUCAAGAGGUUAUUGUUUGCGAAAAAGUUACCGAAUCACGACGUCUUGGCUGGCCUAUUACUCACGCUUCAGAACCGGAUCAAAGCGAAGAAAAAUCAGGGAAUUUGUAAGAUUUUACAGGGCGGGGCUAUGGCAAAAACGUAAAAUGAAAAUGACUGUUUGGCAAAAUGUAUACAAUAUUUUUCAUUACAGGCGAACUGCAAAUUUGCACCAUUUACUCCUACAGAAUGAUUAAACUAAGGUUUUUCUAGAUGGAAAUCACUUCGACUUAGACAAUUCUUUUGAUGCUAAACUUUCUAAAGUUCACUCGUAGCAGUUUAGAGUAAUGUAUCAAAGCCAUCUGUCAAUGUGUUUUCAAGUUCUUCAACAUAUUUCCCAAUAAUCUUUUAAUAUGAUGUUAUGUAUUUUAAUAGUAAAGCUCUGACUAAACGAGAAAUCUAUAGUGAUUAUUUUCUUCAGGGCAUAGGACAGUAGGGCGUAAUAUGUACAUCUGUCAAAGAUGACAUUUUUAACACUUGAUUGAUUUAAGUUGGCUCCCAACAGUAAAAGCACCUAUCAAUGCCAUAUAUUCAUAGUAGAUCACUUUUCAAUAGUCUGGGCUGGGAAUCUAAAAUCACGACUCGAUCUCGAUACGAUGACGACUUCGAAUUCGACCGCGACUCAGUCGUGACGAAAAGGGUGAUUUUAAAUUUCAAUCGUCGGCUAAACUCGUUUUAUUCGAUUUUAUUUAGGUUUCUUGGUAUAUAUUUGUUAUUUUUGAUUUUUGACUUAACGACUUUCAGUAGUUUCGCUAAUACCAAAUUUAAAAUAUUGUCCAAUGCUUCUCUGAUAACAAUCUGUGGCAUAAAAUCUUGACAUACUAAAACUGCCCAUUCAAUGGUAACUCUACUUCCUCUACCUCUAUUAUUAACAGAAGGUUGUGGAAAAUAGGAUCGAAUUAAAUAUAUUAGUUGUUGUGUUUAAGAAAGCUUCGUGAUAUAUAAAUGAAAACCUGGUAUGACUAUUCAAUCAAUAAAACAAAUACGUUUAAAAAAGCAUGCUAACACAUUAUGCACGUAAUAAAUAAGGAAGAAGCUAUAUCUUUUGGUGCAUACGAUAUACCCAAGACAAAUCGUAUAAAUAAAUAAAAACUAGACAAUCCGGAAAACACUCACUAUUAAAAAUUUUAUUUAGAAUCAGUCAUAUCGAGUAAUCGUGUCGAAUCGUGAUUUUAAAAUCCCAGUACUAGUAUAGAGUGUUGACACUGUUGACAGCUGAUUACAUUUUUUUCACGUGGACUUUUUACAGUUAAUGCACCUGUGAAAGUAAUCUCUCGUUUUUUACAGCCUAAAGGACUUUUCUUAUCUAUAAAUGCGUAACAAUACUCUUCAAGGCUUUGAGAGAUUCUGACUGCUCUUUUAACUGUUCCUAUUUUAACUAAAUACCUAAAUUUAUCAAUUACCAACUGUGAUGACUUAAAUUUAAGACUUGUAUUAUUGAUUGAAUUUUCUGUAUAAUUAUGAUUCCUUUCUGUCAAUAUCUAAACAAAUUGAUAUGAAAACUGACAUAAUUGACAACUGAUCAGCUUUUUGUACGUUGACUCGGCACAGUAAGAGCACAUGUCAUCUGUCAGUUCAACUUUCAUUAUUCUUGAUGAGUUGAAGAUCAGCACAACGGCUGUCAAAUAUGACUGACAAGAUUGACAUUGUCGCCGUUUACAUCGCAUUUAUUUACACAAUUGACUUUUCUAAGUAACCUUGUGUAAUGUGUCCUAUUUAUUUAACGCUUGAACCUAUGACAUCCCAAAGACAACUAAGGUAGAAUAAGUUGAUUUCUCUGUUAAAAUUUGUUACUUCCCUAAGCCAAAUAUAUCAGGAUUGACCUCUUAUUGUUAAAUGACGUCAUAUAACUAUGUGUUCAAGCAUUUUCACAGGGAGUUUCUUAUAAUUUAACUCAAGUAUUUACAUUAAUACUUGAUAAUAAUUAGUUCAAAGAUGACAGUCUGAACAGCUCUUAUAAGUAGGCGAUCUGUCUGAUUUUUGACUUUAGAAUCUAUGACGUCCGAAAGAGGACCGAGAUAGGAUGGUUUUGCUUCAGUUUCUUUGAAAAUCGACUUUUAAAAAUUGUAACACAUAUUAUUAAUAAAUAACCGCCAUGUGUGCCGCCAUGAAUUUAAUUAAAUUUGAAAAAUCAUUUAAUUUUCUCUUGAAAUAUGCAUAAACGAAAGAUAUUUUUAGAUGGAAGUUGAAUUUCCCAGUGAAUGAUCACUUUAUGUAUCUGUCAAAAUCCACUCCAGUUCUAUAUGUCAAAAAUGACAAUAGUGGCAUUGUUGACAGAUGAUCAGAUUUUUGUAACUUGACAUUUCACAGUAGACGCCUUUGUCACAGUAAUGUGUCAUUAUACUUGAAUUGAUUCUUUACACACUUUGUCAUAUUUGUGACGUCAAAAAGAGGAUGACUUUGAGUAUUGGGUUUUAUUAAAGAAAAAACGAAUUUUAAAAUGAAAUUAUAGUUUUUUUUUAAGAAGCAUAGAAAGUCAAGUUUUCACUGCGCCUGUGAUGAAAAAUACAUUUUUCAAUUACUACUGCUCAUAUAGCUUUAAAACAUAUCAUUAGGAUCUUAAUAGGAAAAUCUAUUUUAUAUACAAGGUAAUUUUCUAUUAUCGGAAUUUGAUUUUAAUUGCUGAUGUAUUCGGGCCCAAAUAUAUUGGUUUCAUUACUGUUAUUUAUGUUAUCUAUAGGAUUUAUUUAUUUUAAAUGGACUUGUAUUUAUAACAGAGCUAAAUGUAUUAUGUAGUAAAUGUAGUGAUGUUUUUAGCUUGAAUAAAAU